AUGGAAGACUACUUGAAGAAGAGAUAAGAAUUUGAAAGGGAAAUAACAACUGCCAAAUACAACGGAAUUGCCUUUACACCACUUGAAGAAGAAGCCAAUAAACUCUACAGAUAGAUUUUGAUUAGUGAAAGAGCUACCAAGGAUGACUCCUUCUAUAAAGGCUACACUCUCAAGCAUAGAGAACAAUUCGAAAAGGAAUCUCGUAUUUUCAAAGCUAUAUAAAAACUUCCUAAGGGAGCUGUUUUACACAUCCACACUGACUGUUGCAUGGACAUUGACUGGUUUAUGGAAGAACUUGCAUACCAUGAAAAUACUUAUUUCAAUCAAGAAACAUCUACUUUCAAAUACUUCUAAAAUGCUGAAAAGGCUGAGCCCGGAUUCAAAAAUUUGCGCGAAGAGAGAGAGAAAGCUAGUGAUAAGAGUUAAUUCGAUGCUUAAAUUCGUAAGUGCCUCUUUGUUCAAGAAGAAGAUAGGAUGGUUUCCAAAGAAAAUAUAUGGGCAACUUUUGAAAAGAAAAUCAUGAGCAUUGCUGGUGUUACCUACUUCAGAGAACACUUCCCUAGAUACUUGAAAAAAUAUAUUGAAAAUUUCAUUAAGGAUGGAGUUAUUCACAUUGAAGCAAGAGCAUUUUUAGGUUUUACUUUCAACGAAGAUGGUUCUAAUCUUACUGUCAAGGAAGAAAUGGAAAUUUAUUCUAAGGUUUUAAACGAAGUUAAAGCAGAGCACCCUUACUUUACCUACUAACUUGUCAUUUAAGGUCUCAAGAUGUGGGAUGUCAAUCAAAUUGAACAAUACAUGAGAGAUGCUUUAAUUGCCAAGAAGCAUCAUCCUGAAUUAAUCUGCGCCUUCGAUUUAGUCUAAGAAGAAGAUGCUUUCAAAACUAUGCUCGAAAUGGCUCCAGCUUUGAUUAAAAUGAAGGAAAUGCAAGCUGAAAUCGGAGUUGAACUUCCCUUUGUUUUCCAUGGUGGUGAAUCUUUACACACAUUAAAAAACACAAACUUGUUUGAUGUCUUACUUCUUGGUACUAAGCGUAUUGGUCACGGUAUCAACCUUUCUCAACACUCAUACCUCCUUGAAAAGAUUAAAAACGAUGAAAUAUGUUUAGAAAUUUGCCCUGUUUCUAACCAAAUCCUUAAAUAUAUCGACGAUAUCAGAUUACACCCAAUUAAAACUUUCUUAAAUUAUGGAGUUAAGGUAUCUAUCAAUCCCGAUGAUCCAGGUUUCUUCGGAUACAACGGAGUUUCAAUGGAUUUCUUCUUUGUCUCCUUCGGUACUUAAUUAGAUUAUAAGGACUUAAAGUUAUGUGCUUACAACUCUAUUUAAUACUCUUUCUUAAGCGCUGACUAAAAGAAAGCUGCCUGGGAAGAACUCGAAAAGAGAUUCUAAGUAUGGUGCAAGUGGUUCAUUGAAUCCAACCCAUCUAGUUGA
Molecule: messenger RNA, 1428 nt
Organism: Tetrahymena thermophila SB210
Lineage: Eukaryota; Ciliophora; Oligohymenophorea; Hymenostomatida; Tetrahymenidae
Product: adenosine/AMP deaminase
Exons: 4
Biological process (GO): inosine biosynthetic process; adenosine catabolic process
Molecular function (GO): adenosine deaminase activity
Source: RefSeq, a predicted model, not a curated record